AUGGAGAAACCAAUGUCUCUAUUAUCAAUUGAGACAGUUCUUUGUCAAAUGAAAAUUGAAAAUCUUUGGAGAAUUCGAGGGCAGAAUCAAGUUCUGAAAAUGAUUUCAGACGGAGCUCCGGUUCAGGGAACAAAAAAAUGGCAAGUUAGAACAGUAUGGAUUGAAGAAGAUAGAAUCGGAUCUCAAUACGAUGAGAACGAUCAGCCUACAUUUGUAACACUGAAAGGAACGAAACAAACGAGAUGGGUUUCUCCAAGAGUCAUUUGUUGUGUCAACGCCAAUUUAGAAGCUAUACAAACAUCAAUUCUUCCUGUUUCAACUUCAUUCUGUAAGAAUCUUUUAUCGAUCAAUUUAGAAUCUGAAAAAGAAGAAUCUCAAAAUUAUUUUCAAUCUGUUCUUGAGUUAGCCAAAAGAAGUUUCAAACUUGAAUCUUUAUGUUUACACAUCAAAAAUCUCACAGAAGCUCAAUUAUUGGAAGCUUUCAGAAGUUUCAAUUUGGAUGUAAAUAUGAAAGAAUAUAUAAGUAUCAGUAUGAAUGUAAAUGCUGAUCUUACACCGAGGUUUGUUGAAGAGUUCUUAUCGGCUCGUGGAAUCACAAAACAACGACUUCUUUUGAUAAGAAGAGCAGAAGAAGGAGAAGAGGAAACACUCAACAGAGCUGCUGUCUUGAAAUUCUUUGAAAAUCCGAAUAAUGUAAGAGAUCUUCGAUAUUUGAAAGUUGAGAGAAUGGAUCGAGAAAUUGCGUAUUCGCUAAUUGAUGAUCUACAGCAGAGACAUGCAAACGGACAUGUAUUCUAUCAGAAUGGAGCAAUUGGGUUCACAGUUGGAACAUCAAUGACUUCUGGGACACAAAUCGAAUUUCUUUCUCUUGUCUAG
Messenger RNA from Caenorhabditis remanei, 876 nucleotides. RefSeq lists its product as uncharacterized. Bases 1 to 876 code for a protein of 291 amino acids. NCBI's taxonomy places the organism in Eukaryota, Metazoa, Nematoda, Chromadorea, Rhabditida, Rhabditidae. The record is from RefSeq and is a predicted model, not a curated record. The transcript has 7 exons.